AUGCCUAAGGUUGAGAGAUUGAACAGUACGCGCUCUCUUCGCUCUCAUCCAUACCCUCGAGACUUCCCGCAGGCUGAUGAUGGCGACUUUGGUGGCAACCAUGAGACUCGUCGACCCGUAAAACAUGUUUACCAACUCUUGAAUCCUGAGCCCUCUCAGGUCAUGCCCCUUCAAGGUAUAGUUCAGCGCGAGCAGUCCCCUUCUCUGCCUGCGUCGCCUGCUAGUGUACCUGUGAGCAGCUCAGAGGAGGAGGAGUCCGAUGAAGAAGAUGGGCACGACCACUUCGAGGACGAUGAAGAUGACCCUGUCGUGUUCUUCGAAGAGCAUCCAGAUAAAUUUGGUACGUUGUCGAGCUCUCCCCUCGAUUGGUGGAGAGGUGAGCUCGACAGUAGACCUGCCGUAAGAGCAGGCUCUUCAUUGCAACGUUCAGUUACAAAUGGCUUACAAUCUUUUCUGGGUGAGAGGAUAGCGCCAGUUGUGCGAGCGUCCGGUAGUCGCCUUCAUGCUGCUUCUCAGUCGUCUUUUUUUUCGAGUCAGCAGGGACAGGUCCGAGAUUCUCGGUCACGUAAUCUUUUCAGCGAAGACCCUUACAUCAUCCUAUUCUACGGCAAAGGAGACGAGUCCAGUCAAGACAGCAAUCUGGUCGAGAAAAUCACGAAUGAAUUUCUCGAGAUUCAGGAUGACCAAGCAGUGCUUCAUAUGGACCGUCUACUGGACUGGUGGUUGGCCCGGUUGACCCUGGAAGGGACAGCUUCAUUCCCUCGAAGGAUGGCCGAUUUCUUGCGUUUCGUUCGCCGACAUGAAAAGGUCGGAUUUUCGACCAACUCCUUUCCCGCGUUUUAUAAGGACUGCUGGGGUGAGCUUCGGCCCCUAGGUACACAUAAAUCCUACCCUGCCGACGUUCCAUGUCCUCGAACGGGCUGUCCUUGGAACGUUUACCCUGCAAGCGCGACACAUAUCGCUACUCGCAACGCAUGCAACCAGUUGCAUAUAGAUCCCGAUAAAAGCCUUGUUUUUGUCGUCUUUGCAAUCGUUGAGACUCCCAGAACUUUAUCAUCCUUGACGGACCAAACGCAAGCAGCAUCAGCUAAUCAAGACGGUCCUGAUAGCGCAUUUUACGUAGCGCCCAUAGAAAACUCUUAUCUGUAUACCUCGACCUCACUGCGACCUCCAGCGACAGCGUCAUGGACACGCAGCUACCGCAAUCCACCGCCCCGUCACAUGUGGAAUGCCGAGUUUGCCGACCUGGUUCUGAUUGUGCGCAAGCUUCAAAUGCGUCCAUACACGACUUGCUACAAACAUUAUGCCAUAGUGUGGUUCCAGCACGAGAUGUGCAGAGCGAUGGGUCUACAGGCAGCCUACGGAUCUCAAGGCGGCAUGGAUGAUGUCGCUGAUUGGUUUCGGGACCAGGCGCAUCCGCCAUCCAUGCUCCUAAAGGUGCAGAAAUCAACCAUUCAAAACUGGAAAGCCAAGGUUUAUUCCAACACCGAAAGCUUGUAUGUGAAGUUCAAGUCUUUCAUAGAGAAGGGAGGUCGGAUCCCAUCGGAGAGCGAAAGGCUCUACAUCACCGUGAAGGUCUGGGUGACCAAUGAUCCUGGCGCCAUGAUUGAGCGCGGUGGUUUCUGGACAAACGAGGAGUCUAUUGCAAUGAGUGCAAAGGGUUCAGGACACCUUGGUGCACUGACGGACGAACAAUUUGCGGCGCAGGUCUCGGCUCAUCUUAGAGCUGAUUCGACGUGGUGGAAGAUGUGA
Messenger RNA from Guyanagaster necrorhizus, 1752 nucleotides. RefSeq lists its product as uncharacterized. Lineage: Eukaryota; Fungi; Basidiomycota; Agaricomycetes; Agaricales; Physalacriaceae. Bases 1 to 1752 code for a protein of 583 amino acids. The record is from RefSeq and is a predicted model, not a curated record. The transcript has 6 exons.